UCAAGGCCAUACUUGUCAAUAUCACAUGAUACGGGUGAUACCUGCUUUCAUGUGAUCGAAAAUUAAUUAGAAGAAAAAUCAUUCCACCCAAAAUGUUCUUAAACUCGCUGUUUCUACUCUUUAGUGCCUCAUUUCUUCUAGUCACAGUUUCUGGAAACGGGGAAUUCAUAGUCCUGCACCACCCCAGAAGUCUAACAUUCAAGGGACACGACCAUGUGAAAGAAAGUAUCCUGAAGGAGCUCUACUCGACGGCGUUGGGUUUCUCAACGGAACAAUACUCCAACUGGAACGGUAUCCUCAUUGAGGACCCAUUCCAUCUAGCUGAAGCUAUUGUAACCGUGGCCGUUGAUGGAGUCCCUGAUAUCGGGAAUAGCAAAGGGCACCACUUCCCCCUGCGGACCAACGACGUGGAGUCAAAUGUGUAUGCAGCCUUGGAGAGACGGGUGUUGGAGAGGUACCCGGAAGGUAACAGCCAGUUGGUCAGGAUUGACCUUGAAAGUGGCUUAGAACAGGUCAACAAAUACAGAAUCUUUGAAGGGGUUAAGCACGACAAAGCCAAGAAACCAAUCCACAAUCAGUUGAAAUUGAACGUGGAUGAAGAUCGGGCGUUUUUGAACGACAUUACGUUGUUGAAUAGUAUUAUAGAUGAGAUCGAGCGGUCUGAUAUUAGUGCAGACAACACCCCUGACGUGUACUGGUUCAAAAUUGAAACUCUCCACGCCUUGACCGACUUAUAUGGAGAAAACUCGACUCAGGUUAAAGAGGCAAAGCAACUUUUGACUGACGCUAUUCUACGUCUGAAUACCGCCUUUAAUAAACUUUACAAAGGCAAAGUAUUAGUGAGUGUUGUCUGUAGCGACGCCAUCCACACCAGAAAAGCCAGAAAUAUUCUAGCUGAUGGGGAUGAACCUGCCCCGAAGUAUAACAUUGCCAAAGCCUACAGUAAGGAUUACCCAGUUAUUUUUAAUAUCAUUCUGUGGUUUGGGGUUGCCAUGGUGUUUACUUUACUGGCGAUUUGCAUUGCCAUUGGUUCGAUGGAUCCUGGAAGAGAUUCUAUUAUUUAUCGCAUGACGAGCACAAGAUUGAAGAAAGAUAAUUAAUUUGAAAUCAAGUUGUUCAUGUGUAUAUUUUGUUUCCAUAGUGAUUAUGUACAUGUAGGUUAAGUAACUAUUAGAUUGUUGCAGUAGGUGUUA
Molecule: messenger RNA, 1193 nt
Organism: Zophobas morio
Lineage: Eukaryota; Metazoa; Arthropoda; Insecta; Coleoptera; Tenebrionidae
Gene: ATP6AP2
Product: ATPase H(+)-transporting accessory protein 2
Exons: 5
Coding region: 93-1100 (335 amino acids)
Biological process (GO): positive regulation of Wnt signaling pathway
Cellular component (GO): external side of plasma membrane; membrane
Molecular function (GO): signaling receptor activity
Source: RefSeq, a predicted model, not a curated record